AUGUCACUAAGUCCAAUUGGUAUUGAUAUCGGUUCUUAUAAAACAGUCAUCUCUGUAAGUGUUGAUGUCUUGUUAAACAGUUAUUCAAAUCGUUCCACACCAAGUUCCUUAACAUUCACUCAACAAGGGAUAAGAUUAUUUGGUGAAGAUUCUAAAAAUCAAGCUAUACAAAAUUUUAAAACUACAAUAUCACAAUUUAAACAUUUAAUUAAAUUUAAUUCAUUGGGUGAAUUGGAUUUCAUAAGUGCUCAGUUGAUAAAGCAUAAUCAUGAAUUAGGUUUCCAAUUGGAUAAUGAAUUUUAUGGACCUGUUCAAUUAUAUUCAAUGUUUUUAGGAAGUUUGAAAACACAAAUUGAAGAAAAUGGUAUCAAGAUUGGGAAAUGUAUCAUUAGUGUCCCAGGGAAUUAUACUAGUAGAGAACGUGAAUUAGUUCAUAUAGCUGGUUAUAUCGCAGGUUUGAAAGAUUUGGAUGUUAUAAGUGAAUCCGUUGCUGCUGGUAUGACAUUUGCCACUAAAAAUCAUGAAUCUGGAACUGAUGAACAGAAAAGAAUCAUUGUUGAUGUUGGUUAUUCUCAAUUAAGUAUAAGUUUAUUGAGAAUAUCAGAAAGAACCAUCAUUGUGGAGAGAAGUUUAGUUGAUAAUAACAUUGGUGGUAGAAUUAUUGAUAAAUUACUUUGUGAUAAUUUAUUACAAAAAGUUGGUUUAAAUUUUGAAAUUCAUUCAAAACCGUAUCAACGAGUUUUAAAAGAAUGUGAAAAAUUUAAAAAAAUCUUAAGUGCUAAUCAAUUUGUUUCCGUUAAUAUUGAAAACGUUACAGAGGAUAAAGAUAUUAAUACAAGUAUUAAAAGAGAAGAAUUUGAAGAAUGGAUUAAUGAAAUACUUGUUCGUGUUCAACAUGAUGUCUCUAAAUUUUUACACAAGAAGGAUCAAUUCCAAUCAGUUGAAUUGAUUGGUGGUACUUCCAGGAUUCCAUCUAUUAAAGACAUAAUUUCCAAAGGUUUUAAAACUGAAUUAGGAUUAACUUUAAAUCAAGAUGAAGCUAUAAGUUUAGGUGAUGCAUAUUUAUCAGCAGUUUUUACCAAGAAUUUACAACAAUCACAUUAUAAGAUUCAAGAUUUAAAUUUACACAAGAUUGAUUUUUUCAUUCAUAAAGAAAAAUUUGAAAAUGUAUUUCCUAAAAAUAAAAAAAUUCCUCAACAACAAACUUUGGAAUUUAAUAUUGAUAAUGAUUUUACUAUUGAAGCAAGAGAUAAACAUAUCAUACUUGGACAAUGGAGAUUAACAGGAUUUGAUAAAUCAGGUCCAACAUUUGUUCAAGUACAAUUUUUAUUAAAUUUACAAGGUGAAUUAGAAUUAAUUCAAGCAGAUCAAGUUGAACAAACAACAUCAUCAAAAUUCACAAGUGUAUUUGGUGGUAAAGAUCAAUUUCAAUCAGUUAAUCAAUUGAAAUCUCAGAUAGUUCCAUUGAUUAGUAAAUCACAUAUUCAUCAUUUUAUUAAACAAGAAGCAAAACUUCAAAAAAUUGAUCUGGCUGAUAAAUUAAAUAAAGAAACUAAAAAUCAAUUAGAAUCUACAAUAUAUAGAACAAGAAGAAAAUUAACUAAUGAUGAAUUACAAUCUCAAUAUGGUUCUAUAUUGGAUCAAUUAGAAGAUUGGUUAUAUGAAGAUGGAGAUGAAGCACCAACAGAGACAUACAAAGAGAAACUAGCAUAUCUUGAACAGUUACCAUUGUGA
Hansenula ciferrii is the source of this 1734-nucleotide messenger RNA. RefSeq names its product Chaperone protein. NCBI's taxonomy places the organism in Eukaryota, Fungi, Ascomycota, Saccharomycetes, Phaffomycetales, Wickerhamomycetaceae. The coding region runs from base 1 to 1734 and encodes 577 amino acids. Gene Ontology annotation, molecular function: ATP-dependent protein folding chaperone; ATP binding. Gene Ontology annotation, cellular component: cytosol; nucleus. The transcript is spliced from 2 exons. Gene Ontology annotation, biological process: protein folding. The record is from RefSeq and is a predicted model, not a curated record.